Molecule: messenger RNA, 1068 nt
Organism: Entamoeba dispar SAW760
Lineage: Eukaryota; Evosea; Mastigamoebida; Endamoebidae
Exons: 1
Coding region: 1-1068 (355 amino acids)
Source: RefSeq, a predicted model, not a curated record
AUGAAUAAGAGAAUUAGUCUUUUAUUGUUAUUUGUUACUCUCGUUUUAUCUAGUCCUCUUCUUGAUAUGAAAAUAAAAAUUGAACAAAAGUAUAAAUUGAUUGAAAAUGCUGAAAGUCGAUCAAUUGACCAAUCAGUAAAAACUACACAAUUAGCAAUUAAACGAUCACAGAAGAGAAUUGUUGCAUUAAAUAAGAAAAUUGAUAAAGUUAAUGAUGCUAUUAAAAACAUCACUAAAUCUCUUACAGGAAUUGAAGCAAAUAUUACAUCUACAGGAGCUGCUGUUACUACAGCCGAAAUGAGAUAUGAAAGUGCUAAGAAAGCAGGAUCAAGUCAAGUAGAAGAAUAUGCUAAAGAACUUAAUAAAUUUAAACAAGCAUGGAAUGAGGCAAAGAAGAAUAAAGAAAAGAUUAAUAUAAGAAAAAGUGAGUUAGAAGCUAGAAGUAAACAUUUAAUAGCACAAGGAGAACAGAUGAGAAUGGGGAUUCAAGAAAUGAAUAAGGCACUUCAUACAUUUGAAGCACAAAAAGUAGAAUUAAAAACAAGAUUAGAAGAAGAAAAAAGUGAAGAGAUUCAUCAUAGAAGAUUAUACAUUACUGCAUUGGAAGAAAAUAAAGAAAGGUCACAAGAAGCAAGAAAGAUUGAAGGAAAAUUAGGACAGUUAAUUGGUAGUGAAAGAACUAAAGCACAUCAAAGACUUCAAAGUAUUAGAGAAAUUACUGAUAAAAAUGAAAGAAUUAUUAAAUUACAAAAAGAAUUUAUUUCAAUUAUUGUUGAAAAACAAAAGAAUUUAAAAGGAAUUUUAAGAAGAAUGGAACAAGAAAAUAAGAAACAUGAAAUAAUGAUUAAAAAAGAAGGAAGAAAAAUGGAUAGAUUAAAAAAACAAAAGAAAGAAUGGAAAACACAAAAGAAUGGAGAAAAAAGAAUUAAUUUAAUUAGAAGAGAAAUGGAUGAAAUUGAAAAUCGAAUUGAUAUAGAAAAUGAUAGACAUGGAAGUCAAGUUGAUGAAUUUGUUAGAAAUAUUAUUUAUUUUAGAAUUGAAGCAAUUAGAAAAGAAAUUAAAGCAUAA